AUGGAAGAAAAACCCGUUGGGAACACAGCCUAUUACAAGAACACGUCCGAAAACGUAACAUCACGGACAUCUGAUGUAAAUACUGUAAAGUUUAACGAUAUCACUUUGUGCAUCUCGCCGACUAAGAGCGAGAAGGCGCCUCACGGACACAAUGAAGAAGAACACGAAUGUUUUUGCCGUAUUAAUUAUGAUAAAAUAAAGGAAACGUUACUAAACGCCGUCCACCGAGGUGCGCUUCCCGUUGUCGAGGCACUUUUCGAUGGCAAUAAUCUGGAUACUGCGUUCUUGGAAGGUGAACAAGGUGGUUAUUAUUGGUGCAAAGAGAAUUUCCCACCGCUCAUUGUUGCGGCACAAAAUGGCAAUUCCGACAUAACGAGGUUUUUCCUGUCGAGAGGAUAUGGCAUUGAAACACCACACGACACCCAAUGUGCUUGUGAUAGAUGUCACCUGGACUAUUUGAAAACGUCGCAAAAACGCUUGAGUCUAUAUAAGGCUCUUGCAAAUCCUAUUUGGAUAGUAAUGACCUCCGAAGACCCUAUUCUGACAGCAUUUUCCAUGAGCACGAAAAUGAAAUCGCUGGCGAGUCAGGAAGACGAAUUCGAAAAGGAGUACAGCGAUCUUUACAAGUCCAGCAAACAACUGGCCGUGAGCUUACUCGGCGAGUGCUACGGUUCAAAUGAACAGGAGACGAUUUUGCACUACUCUCACAAAGAUAAUACGCAAGCAAUUAAUGGCGACAGACGACUGGAUUUGCUUAAAAUGGCUAUUUCUAUGCAUCAAAAAGAGGUAGGUUUGAACUAGUAGAAACUUUAUGCACAGUCUUCAUAUUCUUCAUGAAAAAUCAUGACAAAAUGUUUUGCUAAAAACUUGGAAUGCUUAUGAUAUUGCGGGUGGUCAGUCGACAUUUGCCUGUAUAUAUUGAUAAAAACAGUCAGCAUGCACUAUUUAAUGAUAAAUAUUCAUUAUGCUUAUUGACACAAUGAUAUUACAAUGUGUAAACACUUA
Messenger RNA from Xenia sp. Carnegie-2017, 1005 nucleotides. RefSeq names its product short transient receptor potential channel 4-like. Bases 1 to 801 code for a protein of 266 amino acids. Gene Ontology annotation, molecular function: inositol 1,4,5 trisphosphate binding; store-operated calcium channel activity. The record is from RefSeq and is a predicted model, not a curated record. Lineage: Eukaryota; Metazoa; Cnidaria; Anthozoa; Malacalcyonacea; Xeniidae. The transcript has a single exon. Gene Ontology annotation, biological process: manganese ion transport; regulation of cytosolic calcium ion concentration; calcium ion transmembrane transport. Gene Ontology annotation, cellular component: membrane; cation channel complex.